This is a messenger RNA of Mollisia scopiformis, 1488 nucleotides long. Its product is annotated as putative vitamin H transporter. The record is from RefSeq and is a predicted model, not a curated record. Gene Ontology annotation, cellular component: plasma membrane. Gene Ontology annotation, molecular function: allantoate transmembrane transporter activity; dipeptide transmembrane transporter activity. The transcript is spliced from 4 exons. The coding region runs from base 1 to 1488 and encodes 495 amino acids. NCBI's taxonomy places the organism in Eukaryota, Fungi, Ascomycota, Leotiomycetes, Helotiales, Mollisiaceae. Gene Ontology annotation, biological process: tripeptide transport; transmembrane transport; allantoate transport.
AUGGAGGAAAAGAUGCCAGAACCCACAGACAUCCAGCUCGACGAGAAGCUACCACCCCAGAUUGUCGUUGUGGAUGACGAGGAGAAACUUAUUCUGCGCAAAAUCGAUGUGCACUUGAUGCCGUUCAUGUUCGUCACCUACAUGCUCCAAUAUCUCGACAAGAUCACCCUUGGAUACACAGCCGUUAUGGGAAUACAAGCAGAUAUACAUCUAGUCGGUCAACAAUAUUCUUGGUGCAGUAGUGCGUUCUACUUCGGAUAUCUCGUCGCCUCCUUCCCCGGCUCCAUCGGAUUCGUCAAAUUUCCCCUUGGAAAGUACCUCUCGACCGCCAUCCUCUGCUGGUCUAUAAUCUUAAUGUGUCAUGGCGCAGCCUCAAACUUCACCUCUCUCAUAAUCCUGCGUGUCCUUCUCGGCGUUUUCGAAAGCAUCAUCAGUCCAGGCUUCAGUCUGAUCACUGGAUUAUGGUACAAGCCAUCAGAACACUCUCUCCGCCACGGGAUAUGGUUCGCUGGAAAUGGACAGGCGAGUAUCUUUGGGGGUGUACUGGGAUAUGCUAUAGGCGAGAUUCGAAGCCCGCUUGCGGCGUGGAGAUGGCUGUUUAUUAUCUUUGGGCUGAUUACUUUUGUUUGGUCGAUGGUACUGAUGAUUUUCAUGCCUGAUAGUGCAUUGAAUGCGCGCUGGUUGACGCCUCAUGAGCGAGAGAUCGCGCAUAGUCGACCUCAGAAACAGUCUCGUAGCUUUAAGAGUACGCAUUGGAAGCCGAGUCAAGCACUGGAGGCGAUUAUGGAUCCGAAGACUUGGUUGCUCUUCUUCUAUACUGCUCUUACGAGCUUGCCCAAUGGUGGAGUCACAAAUUUCACAUCCGUGAUAAUUAAAGGCCUAGGUUAUGGCGAACUUCGAACUCUCCAACUCGGUAUGCCUCAGGGAGCCUGUCAAGUAGUCUUCACCCUAACCGCCGCCUACCUCGCCACCAAACUCCGACGCUCACGCUGCAUAAUCAUCGCCUGCCUGCUCUGCAUUGCAACUCUUGGCUGGUGUCUCGUCGGCUACCUCCCCGCCUCACAUAAGAGCGGCCGUCUCGGCGGUGUAUGCAUCUUUGCUGCUUACGCUUCGGGUUUCCCUCUUUCUUUGAGCAUAAUCGCUAGUGAUGUGGCGGGAUACACGAAAAAGACUGUUGUGAGCGCGAUUCUAUUCCUUGCGUAUUGUGCAGGGAAUAUUUCUGGGCCGCAAGUGUUCUUCGCGAGGGAGGCACCACAUUAUCAGACUGGGUGUAAGGUUUGUAUUAUUUGUUUGUGCUUGGGGAUUGUGGAUAUCUUGGUGUUGAGGCAGUAUAUGGAUUGGGAGAAUAAAAGGAGGGAUAAGGCUCAGGGUGUCAAGAUCGAGGCUGAGCCAGGAAGACUUAGUGGUGAGAUUGGGGUUGUUGAGCUGCCGAGUGCGGGGUUGGACGAGACGGAUUGGGAACAGGAGGGAUUUCGUUACAUUCUGUGA